This is a messenger RNA of Chelonus insularis, 3170 nucleotides long. RefSeq names its product miniature (gene m). NCBI's taxonomy places the organism in Eukaryota, Metazoa, Arthropoda, Insecta, Hymenoptera, Braconidae. The transcript is spliced from 9 exons. The coding region runs from base 863 to 2557 and encodes 564 amino acids. The record is from RefSeq and is a predicted model, not a curated record.
AUUAUCUACAUCAUCAGGUAUAUACGGGCCCCACGAAUCCCACUCCAAUCGCACCUGUAGUUUCAACGACGCACCAGUCAAGUAGUAGCGGACCUUCACGGUGGGGCAAAAUACAUACGGCACUAGGAAGAACAUGGAAAGAGGUUGGCAGACAAGUUAUCAGUCGUCGCGACUACUUCGUUGUGUUCAUUACGUACGUGUUUAUUUUUAUUAGUGCAAUCAUAUAAACUUCCAACGCAAUCUUCCCCGGAAUAAGCUCCAGUGACUGAAAAAAUACUCAUUUAAAUAAUUAAAUAAUCUCAAUUUGCAUAAAAAUCGUUAGCUAUACUCUAUUGUUUAUUUAUUUAUUUAAUUACUCAUUUAUUUGUAGCAUUAUCCUGAUUAAAAUCACGAUACUCCUUUUGUUGUCGUUUAUUAUUUUCUGUCUUUACUGUAAACAGUUUCUAUUUUUUAUCGUGCAGUGCAAUGUGAUUAGAAACUCCUCAUUUAUUAAAAGCCUCUUAAUUCUUAUUUUUAAUUGAAAACUGAGUAAUAAUAACUUUUUCAUCGUAUGAAGAUUUUAAGAUAAUGUGAUGUGAUACAUAUAACUUCAACUGAAAGAUACAUACUUUACAAUUUUAAUUAAUUUUUAAAUAACAUAAUAAGUGAAUUACAACAAAACACGUCAUUAUUUUAAUAAACUUGCAUCGUUAACAACGUGUAUCAAGCUAUUAAUUUGUCCUUAAAAAAUAAAGUGUUUAAACCUAGAAGCCGGGAUGCAGUACACGGAGCUCAUCAGCUUCAGAUAACACGUGGCAAUUCCACACACUCCUCACUUGUAAGGUUCACGCGCUGCAGCGUGAGAGGCUUCAAAACCACCAGGAUGCCAGGGGUGUGGAAAUUGCUACGCUUAAUCAUCUAUAUGGUGACGGGGAUACAAAUUGCCCGGGGCAAUGGUGACAUUUGGCCUCUCGAAAGGCCUGAGGGUAUGCCCGCCAUUCAGUCUUUAGAAGUAAUGUGUGGCAAAGACCACAUGGAUGUUCAUUUGUCGUUUUCCCAGCCAUUUGAAGGCAUUGUGUCCUCAAAAGGGCAACACGCAGAUCCAAGAUGUGUAUAUGUUCCACCAUCAACUGGUCAAACGUUUUUCUCUUUUCGAAUAGCUUAUGCAAGAUGUGGCACAAAACCGGAUAUGCACGGACAGUUCUAUGAAAACACUGUAGUGGUACAAUAUGAUAAAGAUUUACUGGAAGUGUGGGAUGAAGCAAAAAGGUUGAGAUGUGAGUGGUUUAAUGACUAUGAAAAAACAGCAUCAAAACCGCCGAUGGUGAUAGCAGAUUUAGAUGUCAUUCAACUUGACUUUAGAGGAGACAAUGUCGACUGUUGGAUGGAAAUUCAGCAUGGAAAAGGACCGUGGGCACCACCUGUUUCCGGAAUUGUACCUCUAGGCUCAACAUUGACAUUAGUUGUAGCAAUAAAUGAUUAUAGAGGAGAAUUCGAUAUGAGAGUAAAAUCUUGUGUAGCAUCUGAUGGUGGAGGUCAUACAAUUCAAUUGAGUGACGAGCUUGGAUGUGUUUUAAGACCUAAAAUGAUUAGCAGAUUUUUAAAAGCUCGUGGAGCUGAUGAUCGUGCUACAGUUAUAACUUACGCAUUUUUUCAUGCUUUUAAAUUUCCGGAUGCUUUGACUGUUCACAUUAAAUGCAAAGUUGAAAUAUGCCGACACGGUUGCUUAGACCAUUGUCAAUUGAGUGGUGCAGCUGAGCAUUACAUUCAAGACCGCAAGGAUCCUCCAGUACGGACACUUUACCCUCAAACCACGCAAACCACCAAUGACCAUGACGAAGACAUCGCUAUCUAUGAUGAUAUCAUACAGAAUGGUAAUGAAGUGGCUACGAUAGGUAGUGAGUUCAUUGGCGUUGAACCAUCCCUACCCAAACCACAAGCACAAACGGGUGAUCGCAAUCCUGUACUUGUUACUGAAGCUUCCGAUGAGAAUUCGGAAUCUGAGAUAUCACAUCCAUUUUUGGAGCCACCAAGAGUAACUCGGUAUAAAAGUGCAGAUCAAUUUCCUCACGGUCCUCGCAAUCUAGAAGAAGACAGUAAAGAAAGUCCUAUUCCACCGAAUCGCAAUACAAGACGAAGACGUGCGGUACAAAUAUCUGAUCGAAAAAUUCGUUCUGCUGACGUCGGUGUCAGUGGAAUAUACGAAGUCAUUUCCGAAGCAGAUCUAGCCUUUAGUCCUGAUACUCAUGCGGAAGCAGUGACAGUUUUUCAGGGUCGGAUUCGUGAAGAAGUUGUUUACGGAAUUUGCCUUCCAAUGCCUGGUUUUAGUGCUUUAUUUAUUAUUGUUGCACUUUCAGCAGUGGUAUCAGCAUUAGUUGCUGGUGCUAUGCUUCAUCGAUUGCAAGUUCAACGUGAAACCGCUGCAGGCAAUCAUAAAAAUCGAGUUGCGGUUGUCGCAAAUCCUAAUGGAUGGUUACCUUAUGGUUUGCUACGAGUCAGAUGCACUGAUAGACUUCAACAACGUGAUGACGAUAGGAUUCAAAAACAAGAACAAGAAAAUUCUAGAGUUGAUCAGUAAAAUAAGAAACAAGGUUGGAACUCUUUGGUUUAAUUGGUGAAUGACCGUGAUUUUAUUUUCUUUCUCAUGAAUUAUUUAUCAAUAAAAAAAAAAUGCAUUUUAAAUAUCGGUUGAUUUUAAUACUAGUUAUUCUUUGAGUACUUUCAUAAAAGUUAAUUCAUGAUAAGAAUUAAAAAUUGUCAUGGGAAUUUAACAUCACGUACCAACCAAAACUUCUAACAUCUUGUAAAUCAUAAAAUCUUAGGAACCCAAUCUUCAGAAUGACUUAGCCAUUAAGAACAACUUAUUUAUUUAUCUUCUUUCUUUUAUUUAGUUUACUUCUGAGAGCCCUACAUCACACAUCUAGAAGAUCCUAUCAUUAAAUCGAUUUCUUUUAUUUUAAGCCUUCGUAAAUUUUUGUAAUGGUACUAUUAAGUGUUAGUAAAGCCGUAAGAGACAAUGUGCAAUAUGUUGUACAAAAUACCAUAAAAUCUUAAAGUACUCCAACAAUCUUGAAGAAUAUAUCAAAACACCUAGUAGCAUUAAAUUUGUUGGUGCUUCUAAUUAUCACAUAAAUUAUUCUUUUUAUGUUUUACUCUUGUUUUUUGCUCUUUCAAAUCUUGAAUCUCGCAAU